CUCCCAAUACAUUAUUAUAUAUAGUCCCCCGCCCCUCCAAUUGUUUCCCGAAACAAAGGAACUCCGUAACGGAAUCAUACGAUGCUCUCUUCUCUUUCUAUCUCAACCUCUCUUUUAGUUUCUCCAAUUUCUCUGCCGUCAACUUCCCGUGCCAGAGUCCGGCCACCUCACGCCUCUGCUACCUGCGCUAAUACUUACACUUCUCAACAAGAGAAAGGAUCGACGACCGGUUAUCUGAGCCGUCCAGGAAUGGCAGCGUGCACGUCUCUGUACCAGGUUCUAGGGAUUCCCAUCAGUGCUUCGAAUCAAGAAAUCAAGUCGGCGUACCGCCGGUUAGCUAGGGUUUGCCAUCCAGAUGUGGCGGCAAUUGAUCGGAAAGAUUCAUCGGCGGAUGAGUUCAUGAAGAUCCACGCGGCGUACAGCACCUUAUCGGACCCCCAAAAACGGGCCGUAUAUGAUAGUAAAGUUUUCCGGAUAGGCCAACGGCCGUUGACUUCGGAAUCUAGGUUUUCAGGAUACAGGGGGAGGAGUUGGGAGACCGAUCAGUGCUGGUGAAAUGGUCAACUCUCUCAUUAACGCUACAGAGUUGGAAUUCGGAAUUCAAUCAACGGUUUUUAACCUGCAAAAAAUCUGUACAGUUAAUCAGUUAAGUACAUAUCUCAGAAAAAAAGAAAGCUGAUCUAUUAACGAGAAAAAAAAAACCCAGCCGAGGAGUUUAGCGGGAGAAAUCAGUCAUUGAUUGUGUCACGUAAGAGCUUCGCUCUUUUUUCUUUCGCCUUUGUGCUUUGCCUGAUGCAUCGACGAAGAAGACUCUGCGAAACCGUUGUACUUUUACAGCAGUUGAAAGAAUUAAGGUUUCUUUGCUUAAUUAAUA
This is a messenger RNA of Hibiscus syriacus, 874 nucleotides long. Its product is annotated as chaperone protein dnaJ 11, chloroplastic-like. The record is from RefSeq and is a predicted model, not a curated record. The transcript has a single exon. Bases 82 to 555 code for a protein of 157 amino acids. Lineage: Eukaryota; Viridiplantae; Streptophyta; Magnoliopsida; Malvales; Malvaceae.